AUGGCUCCGCUGAAGAUAAUUGGAGCAGGCUUUGGUCGGACAGGCACUCUGAGUCUCUGCCAUGCUUUGGACAUGCUCGGAUAUAACUGCCAUCACAUGCAAAAAGUCAUUCUUGACCCAUCGCAAGACCCACAGGCUUUUGAAGCCGCGUACCACACUCGAACUGCAGACUGGGACAAGAUCUUUGCCAACUAUGACGCGGCAGUAGACUGGCCAGCUGCUGAGUUCUGGCCUGAGCUUCUAAAGCAGUACCCAGAUGCCAAGGUGAUCCUUACUGUGCGCGACCCAAACGACUGGUAUGCAUCCGUUGGUAAAACAAUCAAGGAAUGGCCGAUGGAUCCUACCAUCAGUUGGCCAGAACGCAUGAUCAAGACUAGAGCUAUGGCGCGUGUUAUUGUCAAAGAGGGAGCUCUCAAGGACUACCCAGACAAGGAUAAGAUGAUUUCCCAGUUUAUGGAAAAUAUUGAGCGCGCCAAGGAGAUGGUCCCAAAGGACCAGCUUCUGAUCUUCCGGCCCAGCGAGGGCUGGGUUCCUCUCUGCAGGUUCUUGGAUAUAACCCCGCCAGAUUUCGAAUUUCCUCGUUUCAAUCGUGGCGAAGAUUUCGUGGAUAGAAUGCACUGGCUGAGAGAGUCCAUCGAGACCGGCAAGUAUCUUGCGGCAGU
Molecule: messenger RNA, 662 nt
Organism: Trichoderma virens Gv29-8
Lineage: Eukaryota; Fungi; Ascomycota; Sordariomycetes; Hypocreales; Hypocreaceae
Exons: 2
Source: RefSeq, a predicted model, not a curated record